GGGAUCACCAUUGAACAACGUUUAAACUCCGCUCGAAGCCAGCUGCCAAAGCCUGAAACGACUAUGUACAUAGCCUCGACUGGUACAUGAUGCAUGAUGAUCAGGUUUCCUGUUUCAAACUUUCGAGCCAACACAAUAAUCUCAAACCUUGCUCAACAUCACAAGAAAUCAUGGUUUCAAAGUAGUCCAUGACACAAUUACCAUCAUACCAAUGAUCUCAACUGCUUCAGCAUCCAGCGUGAUCCCCGGGAUGGUGUCUAUAUAAGGGCUUUAUAGCGAUAAUCCUUCCAGUCCAGCUUGAUUUCCAAGACUAGACGGCAGCCGUCACCGAUGGGCGGGGAAGCAGAGCUAAGAGUGACCUUUUUCCCUCCACUUUAUCUUCAGAGAAGAAUAUGGGUGCUAGACAUCCUUCGCCGCGAGCAGGUCACCGAGAUCGUAGAUAUCGGGUGCGGGGAGGGUCAACUACUCGCUGUUCUCUGCCAGCCCGCACCAAGUCUUCCGCCUCCUGGCCCUGGCAUAUUGGCAGCUCAUAGCGGUGCGAGUCCAACCGCACUCGAAGCGGGUGAUUUUGAUCUCCACCCAACGCGCGUCACCGGCCUCGACAUCUCAUCUCACGCGCUUGCAUCCGCAAUCGAAGACACCUCUCCCGCUGCCGCAAACACGUCAUACACGCGAUGGGAAUCACUCCAAGUAAACAUCUGGCACGGCGGGCUAGAGAUCUUUAAUCCAGCAUUUAUCAAUGCAGAAUGUAUCGUCGCAACAGAAGUCGUCGAACACCUCCCAGAAGAAAUUCUCGCUGAUUUCGCGCCUAUGAUAUUGGGCGUGUACCACCCUCGCUUACUUCUCGUGACGACUCCAUCAUACGGCUUCAACGCACGUUUCAGCCCUCCUGGCUUGAUAAAUACUGCUACUGGCUUCCCCGAUCCUACGAAACGCACGGACAGGGUGUUCAGGCACCAUGACCACAAAUUUGAGUGGACGAUUGAGGAAUUCCAGGAGUGGUGCGAGGGGACUGCACAGGAAUGGGGAUACGAUGUGGAUACGACGACUAUUGGCCGUGCACAGGAGAAAGAUGAGUGGGGCCGAGAUGAAGAACUAGGGGGUGCGAGCCAGGUUGCUAUCUUCAAGCGUCUCGAAGGCGAGGCUUGGGCUACGAUACGCGAGGAGAAGAGUACCUCGAUGAAAGAAAGUCCGAAGAGCCAAAAGGUGCAUCGUCUACUGGAAACACACCACUACGACGCGCACGUUCGUGCAGGAAAACGAGGGUCGGCUGAGGAGAUUGCGAAGGCUGUAUCAGAUAAGUUUGAUGAAUGGGAAGCGGCUGAGCUGCGAUUGGAAGAAAUCUGGUUUGUAGAGGAAAUCGGAGCGAUAUGCGGUGGGUGGUUCGAAGUUCUGAUCGAGGUUAUCGAGGGAAGUCCAAAGUUUGAUCUUCAAAGAAGCAAGGGGCAGAGAAGGGGAGAUUGGCCGGUGCUGCUAGUUGGAGGCAGGCCUGGGAAGAAGAAGAAGACAUCGGAGUGGGCUCCGGAACAACUGCCAGAUGAUUUGUUUGAAGAAGUCCUGCAGUCGGAAGGAUAUCGUUCUGAUGAUGAUCCAGGUUUUGAUUGGGGAAGUGGUCUGUACUCUUCAGACUCUGGCGUUGACCUUUUGUGGGACAUUAGUAAAGACGAUAAUGCAUGGGCGAAGGAGUCUGCUUGGACAUGCGAUUCUUCGGACGACGUAGUUGACUGGGGCGCUGGUAGGUGGUGCACCUUGUCUGCAGCUUGGGACUUUGAUAGCCCAGAAUGAGCCUGAAACACAAGACUUAAUGUAAUUCAUUGGUAAUAGACGUAGAUAGAUUCGCCUAUAAAUGAUUGUGCGGUUGAAGAGCGUAAAGUUCUGAAAUAGAACAAGUGACCAGUUAUACGAGGCCCCGUCAUGAUGGCGUCCGAUGUUCCGAGUCCGCAACUGAGGGACGCACAAAGGCCACUAGAAGUUCCU
Molecule: messenger RNA, 1977 nt
Organism: Suillus subaureus
Lineage: Eukaryota; Fungi; Basidiomycota; Agaricomycetes; Boletales; Suillaceae
Exons: 4
Coding region: 331-1785 (484 amino acids)
Biological process (GO): piRNA processing; siRNA processing; RNA methylation
Cellular component (GO): nucleus; cytoplasm
Molecular function (GO): O-methyltransferase activity; RNA methyltransferase activity
Source: RefSeq, a predicted model, not a curated record